Messenger RNA from Xiphophorus hellerii (green swordtail), 2962 nucleotides. RefSeq names its product activating signal cointegrator 1 complex subunit 2 (gene ascc2). Gene Ontology annotation, biological process: regulation of DNA-templated transcription. Bases 144 to 2435 code for a protein of 763 amino acids. Gene Ontology annotation, molecular function: ubiquitin binding. The record is from RefSeq and is a predicted model, not a curated record. NCBI's taxonomy places the organism in Eukaryota, Metazoa, Chordata, Actinopteri, Cyprinodontiformes, Poeciliidae. The transcript is spliced from 19 exons.
CAUUUCCUGGCCAGCGCAGAUGUCUGUGAGAGAGACGUUUGGAAACAGAAACUGAUGAAAACUGUGUCGACUAUGUCGAGAUGGCUUGACUGAAUCACAGAGUGUCGUGUUUAGAGAUCAGAGUAAACCUUAGAGGAGCAGCCAUGGCCUGCGCUCGAGUGCCGCUGGAUGAGCAGCAGGUGACGGAGUUGGGCCCUUUGGGAAAGGAGCGCACUCUGCCUGCACUGCACCCAGACAGGAAGGAGGAGCGCUGCUUCGUGCCUUACAAACCUCUCCCAGAAGACGGCUCUCCGGCCGAGGUGGAGGAGUUUCUGGAGCACGCCAGGUUUAUAGCAGAAGACCUGGAGUGGCUGCUGGCGCUGCCUCACGACAAGUUCUGGUGUCAGGUGGUGUUUGACGAGUCUCUGCUGCAGUGUCUCGACUCGUACCUGGAGCUGGCUCCGCGCGGCCUUGACCUUUGCACCUUGCCCCUGUCGCCGGCGGUGGCCGACGUGCAGCGCACCGUCCACAAGGCGGUUUUCCUGACCUUCCUCCGGAUGGCCACUCAUAAAGAGUCCAAGGAACAUUUUAUCACCCCGCCUGUGUUUGGAGAGAUUAUCUACAACAACUUCGUGUUCGACAUUCCUAAAAUUCUGGAUUUGUGCGUUCUCUUUGGAAAGGGCAACAGCCAGCUGCUUCAUAAGAUGAUAGAGAACAUUUUUACUCAGCAGCCUGCUUACUACAGCGACCUGGAGGAGACGGUUCCCACAGUGCUACAGGUGUUUGACACAAUCUUGGAGAAAUGUGGUCUGCAGUGCGAAGGAGCCACGGCCAUGGAGCCGAUGAAGCUGAACGCACAGAAACAGCCGACGGCCAUGAGCAUGAACCUGGAGGAGCUGGUAGAUAUAGUUUUGUAUUUGUGCGACUCGACCACCACCAUCCACACCUUCCUGGACAUCUUUCCCUCCGCUUGUUCCAGCUUCCACUCCCACGGCUUCCUCAGCAGGCUGCCGCCGUUUUACGAGGCCACCGUGCCGGAUUUGGAGAAAGCCAUCAGGAAGAGAAACUUUGACGAUAAAAGUCUGCAGGAAGACCUGUGGAAGAGGAUGAGCCACUCCCGCAGGAAGAUGGUGGAGACGACUCACCUGCUGCUGCACCACACCUGCCUGCAGCCCAUCCUGGAGGGUCGAGAAAACAUGCAAACGUUUGCUGAGGAACUCCUGCAAUAUUUUACAUCUUUUUUACCCGAGAAAAGGUUUCUAGUCGACUUCGACGAGCAGUUUCCCAUCUCAGACGACAUCAGCCUCCUGCAGCAAGCUCUCCCUGUCAUUGACGAGACGAGGACGUCGUAUUUGCUGCAGGGUGUGGAAAGCGCCUGGGACGCCACGGGCCGACGAAGACCACAGACUGAAGGCGCUUCCUCGUCGUCGGCCGAUCAGGGCGCGGCGGCGGCGGCCUGUUCGGACGGCUUCGGGUCGCCAGAGGUCAAAGAGUCGAGAGGAGAGAGGCUGUUGGGGGCCGAGGCCAAGAUGGCCGCCCCACAGAAAGGAGACAACGGCGCCGUGUGUCCUGUGAGCGGGCCGGAGCUCGAGUCGCUCCUGUCCUGCAUCAGGGAUCUGCUUCCUGACCUGGGCGAAGGCUUCCUGCUGGCGUGUCUGCAGGAAUACGGCUACAACUCUGAGCUGGUCAUCAACAACAUCCUGGAGGACCGACUGGCUCCCAGCCUGGACAAACUGGACCGAACCAUGCCGAGGCCGGUGAAAGAGGAUCUCCCAGAUGUCCUGAACAACCGAUCCAACGUGUUCGACGACGACGAGUUCGACGUCUUCCGCAGGGAUCAGGUGGACAUGUCCCGCGUCUGGAAGGGCAGGAGGAAAGGCGAGAGCGCCCGAGAGAUGCUGAACGACAAGCAGCACAUAGCGGAGCAGCGAGCGCGCUACCAGACGUACGAGACGGUGGUGGACGAAGUCGCCGUCGAGCCAGGAGCGUCGGGCGGCGCCGACACCUACGACCUGGACGAUUACGACGACGAGUAUGAUGACACGUACGACAUGAACCAGAUUGGAGCCAACGACCUGGACGGAGACAGUUUACUGAGCAGGAGGCCGUUCACCGUCCCACAGGUACUGAGGAAAGGAACCAAAGCAGAGGAGGAGGAGCAGGAAGACGAUGAAGACAAAGAUGUUUCACAGAACCCUGUGAACCGGGACCAGUUCGUUCAGGACCCGGCUCUGCUGAGGGAGAGAGCCGAAGCCAAACGAGCUGCCAUGCAGCAGAAGAAAGGGUUUCGGCCCGAGCGGCCCAGUAACGUGGUGGGUCGACCCAAAGGCCAGGGACAGACCACAGAGACGUUCCUGGACCGACGCAAGAAGGAGGCCAAUAAGAGCCGCGUGAGCAACCACAACCGGCGCUCCAUGGCGGACCGGAAGAGGAACAAAGGCAUGAUCCCCUCCUGACCCGCUCCACGGCGCUGCUGGAGCCAGAGGAGGUCCGGUUGACCCGGUUCUGGUCUAUCACCACAACGUUCUCUGUGGAUCUUUUUUUCUUUUUUUAAAAACCAAAACGAUUUAUUUUAGCACUGAUUUCCUUCCUCUGCUCAUCACAACCACAAUUAGACGUUUUAUUUUUGCCAAGUAACAAAUCGGUUUAUUAUUACGAUCCAAAGAUGUAAACAAGUAAGACAUCAAAGAGCGUUCCCUCCAUCAAAGAGCGUUCCCUCUCCUUCUGGAAGAAUAUCAGCCGACCAAACGAUCAGAGUGGAGGUGAGCGCCCCCUCCUGGCCGCUCUGAUCGCGAGAACCGGGUCAGAAGGAAACGGCUGGAAGCACAGGCUGCGUCAUGUCGCCAUGCACAAACUAUUUUCUACAAGAGAACUCAUCUAUCUGUCAGAACAUUUUGUAACAAGACAAAUUAUUACUAUUUUGGAGUUGACAUGACAAAAAAAACAACAAAAAAGCAGAUAAUAAAUAAUGCAGUUGUUUUGA